Molecule: messenger RNA, 1897 nt
Organism: Amphiprion ocellaris (clown anemonefish)
Lineage: Eukaryota; Metazoa; Chordata; Actinopteri; Pomacentridae
Gene: casq2
Product: calsequestrin 2
Exons: 11
Coding region: 284-1597 (437 amino acids)
Biological process (GO): regulation of cardiac muscle contraction by regulation of the release of sequestered calcium ion
Cellular component (GO): sarcoplasmic reticulum lumen
Molecular function (GO): calcium ion binding
Source: RefSeq, a predicted model, not a curated record
CCUGACAGUGUUUCUCUUUCGCCUUUGUGUCUGCAGAGGGAAGUCGUGAAGGAGUAAUCGCAGUUGGAGAGAGUUUCUGGGUCUUGAGGAUACUUUGGAUUUCUUUCAACUACUGGGAAUAACUGAGAACUGCCAUUGACGGACCACUUUUUUUUUUUUUCAAACUUCUAAAUCUUCCUGCGGCAUUUCUUACAUUUUCCCAUCCUCCAGUGACCUUUCUGCUUGAGCAGUUUCAUACUGUGAAACCAAAUCAUACUGUGGGGGUGUGUGGUAGCUCUGGACCAUGCUCUCCCUGUGGCUGCUCAUGCUCCCUUGCCUGAGCCUGGUGCCUCCGGUCCCGGCUGAGAAGGGCCUGGAGUUCCCACGUUACGAUGGGAAAGACCGCGUUCUUGAUAUCAACGACAAGAACUACAAGAAAGCCAUGAAGAAGCACAGCAUGCUUUGCCUGUUCUACCACGAGCCCAUACCAGAGAGCAAGGAACUGCAAAAACAACACCAGAUGACUGAGCUGGUGUUGGAGCUGGCAGCUCAGGUUAUGGAGGAGAAGGACAUUGGAUUUGGAAUGGUUGACUCCCACAAAGACGCAAAAGUGUCAAAGAAACUGGGCUUAGAGGAGGAGGGAAGCGUGUAUGUUUUUAAGGCUGACAGGGUGAUCGAGUUUGAUGGUUUGCUCUCUGCUAACACCCUGGUGGAGUUCCUGUUGGAUCUGUUGGAGGAGCCAGUGGAGGUGAUAGGAAAUGCUGCAGAGCUUAGAGCCUUUGAUAGGAUGGAGGAAGACAUCCGUCUCAUUGGCUACUUCAAGAAUGAAGACUCUGAGCAUUAUGAAGCUUUUAAAGAAGCUGCAGAGCAGUUCCAGCCCUACAUCAAGUUCUUUGCCACAUUUGAGAAAUCUGUGGCCAAAGAACUGACUCUGAAAAUGAAUGAGGUAGAUUUCUAUGAGCCCUUCAUGGAGGAACCAGUUACUAUACCAGGCAAACCUCACUCAGAGGAGGAGCUAGUGGAAUUCAUCAUCGAACACAGACGACCAACGCUGCGAAAGCUACGUGCAGAAGACAUGUUUGAGACCUGGGAGGAUGAUAUUGAAGGCAUCCACAUUGUGGCCUUUGCUGAGGAGGAGGACCCUGAUGGUUUUGAGUUUUUGGAGAUCCUGAAGGAGGUGGCCAGAGACAACACUCACCUACCUGAACUCAGCAUCGUCUGGAUUGAUCCUGAUGACUUUCCCCUGCUGAUCCCCUACUGGGAGAAGACCUUCAAGGUGGACCUGUUCAGACCCCAAAUCGGAGUAGUCAAUGUUACAGAUGCGGACAGUGUGUGGAUGGAGAUGGAGGAUGAGGAGGACCUGCCCACAGCUCAGGAGCUGGAGGACUGGAUUGAAGAUGUGCUCUCUGGCAAAGUCAACACUGAGGACGAUGAUGAUGAAGAUGACGACGACGAUGAAGAUGACGAAGAGGAGAGUGAUGACGAUGAGAAUGAUGACGAAGAAGAAGAAGAAGAAGAUGAUAAUGGAGAAAAGGAGGAUGAUGAUGAUGAGAAUGAUGAUGAUGACGACGACGAUGAUGAUGAUGACGACGAUGAUGACGAUGAUGAUGAUGAGUAAUUCAUAGUCAGGAAGCAGUAAACGUCUCCUCUUCUUCAGUCUUUAUUCUUCAGGCCGGGUCUAAUGUGAAUUUAUUUUCACUAAGAAUCGCUCAAUAUUUGUACUGAAUAUGUGUCUGCUACUAAUAUUAAGAUUAUUUAAUAUCCAUGAAUGUCAUUUUUUGACAUUGUAAAUAUGCCUGAAAUGGAUUUUGGGAUUUUAUGUAAAAGAAAAUAUAGUGGAUCAGACACGUUGCAAUAAAAUAUGAGAAUAAAUAUGAUAUAUGAAUGUCUGUUAAUAAUAAAGGACUAACAGUGUCAA